Molecule: messenger RNA, 273 nt
Organism: Meloidogyne enterolobii
Lineage: Eukaryota; Metazoa; Nematoda; Chromadorea; Rhabditida; Meloidogynidae
Source: the annotation of a GenBank genome assembly
AUGCCAGAAACAUAUAAAAUUAUUAAACCAGAUUCUUUAAUUUUUGAAUUUACUUUAAAUGAUCGACUUUUGAAAAAGUGGAAAAUGGCUAUAAAUGAAUCUAUUCCGUUGUUUUUACAUAAUUCUGAAUCUGUUGAAAAUGGAAAUUUUUAUGUUUGUUUGGAGAAAACAGGUUUGAAGUUUGGUAACGUGUUAUAUCGCCAAAAGCUUGUAAUGCCAAACCCCCAAAAGCUGUUGAAUUGCCAAACCGUGGAAAAAAGCCUGAAAUGUUAA